UAAACCUUAGUUUUUAAGUUUUUAAACAGCCAUUUAAUUGAAAUGACUUGCUAAGAAUUGGCAGGAGUUAAUGGAUUGGCAAACAUUUAGUAUUUUCCAGAUCAGCUACUGGCACUUAAAGCUGCAGCCAUUUACUACAACAGAAAUUCUAACACCACGUCUUAUGUCUAUCAGCUUAAAAGCUAGACUUUCCCUCUCUGCCCCUCAGAGUUCCACAACCGACUGAAGUUAGUACUGGACAGGGGAUGUAUAUUAUACAGAGGAAAUAUGUUAUAAAUCAUCCAGCAUGCUUAUUAAUGAGCAAGAAGAGGAUUUUUGUUGUAGUACAGUGUUUGGCCAUGUUUUAAAUAAGUUUGAUUUAUGAACUCACUUUCAUUGAAUAGAACUGCACUUUGCAUUAUUCAGCUACCUGACUUCUCUGCCCCUUGCAAUCCCUUAAAAUAUAAUGAGAUAGAAUUCAAGUUAUUGGGCCUCAAAUACAGGUUGGAAGAAGUUGGCAAGCAGUACUUUGAGAGCAGUAAAAUGUCACUAUGCUUUUCCUUCAUUUUCUAUUGAAAGCUGCAGAGUGGGAAAGCAACAGAAGUUGGAAACACCUUUCUUUUGGAAUUUUCUUGGUGUAGAAAAUUUUCUAAUCUACUUUGAAGUUCUCAUCAGGUUUGUGACUUUUGAAAAUCUGUACCCCAGUGUGAUAAUGCUGCUGCUGUUUAGGAAAGCUGGAAGAACCGAUUGCACCCAAACUUGUUUGCUCUCCCUCUGAUGAUUAGGCAGAUUCUUUCAUGUGAAAAUUAUUGAAAGCUACUUUAUUAUUUUAGUGGAACAGCUAGAAUCAUUGAUUUCAGAGUUUACAAGUAAAGAGAAUACAAUUAGAUAUUAGAAACUAACAAUAGAGAAGAAAGAAAUAUGUGAUUUUGCCUGAAAAACAGUUAAAUUUUAAAUGUGGUAGGUUAUAUAUUAACUUUUCUUCUAUCUAUAAGGCUUUUAUUUUUUGGCUCCUAAGAGUGUAAAAUAUUUGCCUGUAAUAUUUUAAAGAAUUCUUAUUAAAAAGUCUGUAGAUGACACUUUUAAAAAUAUUUGAGCAAUUGUACUUUAAGGAUUUUUAAAGCAUCAAACAUUCAGAGUUAACCUGUUAGAGCGGUAGAAAGUUUGUCUUGUGAUUUUUAAAAACCCUUCUUGAUUUGUUAGUGAAUUGUUUCAGUACACCUUUGUCUUGGUGAUAACGCCUAAUCUCACUUGAGAAGGUAAAAAAAAAUUUUCUUGGCCGGGCACGGUGGCUCACAUCUGUAAUCCCAGCACUUUGGGAGGCCGAGGCGAGCGGAUCAUGAGGUCAGGAGAUCAAGACCAUCCUGGCUAACACGGUGAAACCCCAUCUCUACUAAAAACACAAAAAAUUAGCCAGGCGUGGUGGCGGGCGCCUGUAGUCCCAGCUACUCGGGAGGCUGAGGCAGGAGAAUGGCGUGAACCCGGGAGGUGGAGCUUGCAGUGAGCCAAGAUCGUGCCACUGCACUCUAGCCUGGGGGACAGAGCGAGACUCUGUCUCAAAAAAAAAAAAUCUUAAUUACAAUGAAAGAUACUUAGGAAAAUCCUAUGUUGUUGCUCUUACUUGAGAAUAACAUUUUCUAACUGAAGAGCUGUCAUUGGUACACUUCAUCUUGUCUUCUAGGAGCUUAACCUGAUGGUUUUUUGUUUUCCUAUAUAACGACUCAUAUAGAAAUAGUAAUUGUAGGUAAAUUUAAAGUUUGCCAAGAGAAGUAUUAAAAUGUACUGUAUAUUUUAUAGGUGUUUACUAAGUUAUAUUUUCUAGAGGUCAACUUAGCACUCCAGUCUCUUAAAGUGACAUGUGUUAAAGCAGCGUUUUGUGUACUGUAUUUCUGCCAAUGUUUUAGAAGAUUUACAAAGUAGCCAAUGUGAAAACUAUUAUACAAAGUUAAAUAGUAGACUUUGACAGAUAGGAAUAAUGUAAGGGCUUGAGGUAUUAAGGCGUGGAAAUUGAUGUUUUGGGGAUUGGUAAAUGAUUGUUGGCUGGUCCACAUUUAAAUUCUUUCUGUUAAACUUGUAGAUAGUCAAAGUGAAGUUCAUUAAAUAUUUUCUGAAAUCAGUUUAUUAAGGUGACAAAGUAUUUUAAACAUUUAAAGAAGUAUUAAUUAAAAUGGUAUUAUAAAUUUAGAACUUGGUAUAUUUAGAACUUUGGUUAUAUUGUCUGUUCUUGGGUUUUCAUGUGAAUAUAAGACAAUUGCUAUUUUUUUUCAAUUAAGAGGCUAUUUUUUAAAACAGUUUUAGACUUACAGAAUGAUAUGUUUUUAUAUAAGAAAUAUCAAGAAAGCUUGUAGAAUAGCAAAGCUUAGCAAAAAUUAAUUUAUUUGUCUUAUUGGUGCAUUUCAUUGUUUCACAAAGUGGGGGGUCCUGAUUUGGAACACAGACUAGGAAAAGGUAGGGUGAAUUCUUUGAAUAGAUAAUUUUUCCAUUCUUAAAAGUUUAACUUGUUCAUUUUUGGACCAGUUAAAAUUUUUUUCCCGUUUCUUUAAAACUGUGAAAUAGAUGGGUGGGGUCACAGUAUGACCAAAAAAAAAAAAAAAAAACCCUAAAAAUAGAGCUCUUUACUAGAUAUCUAUGUUUUAUCCUAGCUAAAUGAAACUCUUUUACAUUAAAAUCUUUUUUGAUAUGGACCAGGGCAGUCUCAGGGCUAAUUAGAGAACCUUCUCACAUUAAUGAUCUCAGUGGCUGGUCUUGUCCUGCUCUCUCCAUGCCGGCUGUAGGUGUUUUUUAGAGCAGAGAUUUAUUUAAAACUAUUGAUGCAUUCAGCAGCAUACUAACCAGUGACCAUCGUUCUUACUUACUCUUCCUCUUGAUCAUUCUUUCUCUUUUCUUUACUGGUUCUUCAUUAUUGCACCUCUUGAAUAUUGAUAUUCCACAGUGUUUAAUCCUCAGUAUUGUUCUAUCUUGUUUUGUAUAGAUCCAGUCAUUUUGUGUAUGCUUGGCAAUUCCUGGAUUAUUCAUUCAACCAGCAUUUGCUUUGCUUGGUUCAGGAAAUGCUAGUGAUAAAGUGAAGGAGAAAUAAGAAACCAGCACUUACAGAGCACAUUGACUGCAUUGUAAGGGAUUUGUAAGAGUUUCAUCAGAAUAGAGGAGGGCAAUCUGGUUGUCGUAACAUAACAUACUUCUAAGAUACGCCCAGUCUGGGAGUGGGGGAAAUUAGAUGUUUUCUAGGCAAAAAGGACAAAAAUAUUUGCAAGAAAGGUAUCAAGGCAUUUUGAGCAAAAGAAAUAGCAUGAAAGAACGUGAUACGUUUUGGGGAAUUGCAAGUAUUUGGUGUGGUAGAAGAGAAUGCAGUGAGUGUGGACAUAGUAGGAUAUGAAUCUGGAAAAAGGUAGAGAGGGGCCAUGCCAAGGAGUUUAGAAAGGAGUUCCAAAAGUGGUUUUAUGAUACAGAUAACUUGGGGCAGGUAGAUGAUAGAUUUCGGGAUGUGUGAAAGUGGGUGGGGCAGGGAUCAAGACUUGAGCCAGGCCUGCAGUCCCAUUAGGAGGUUUUUGUGAGAGUAAAUUGUUGAGGGCCUAAAUCAAAGGAGUGGCGUUGGAGACACAGGAUGCAUUUGAAUUUGAGGUAAUCUGUUGGGCCUGUUGACUGACUAGAUACAGGGGAGUAGGGAGAAAUUGAGGAAGAAAUUCCUGCUUGAGUAACUACAUAGAUAGUUAAGCCAUUACCUAAAAUGAAGUUUCUCUCCCGUCACUCUGGCAGUUAUGACUUAUUCUUGCCUUUACUUCCCUCCUUCUAUCUGCUGCUUAAACCCAUUCUUAGGUUUUGUCAUUUCUUCCUCUGCAACUCUUUUCUCACCUGUAUGUUGAAUCUUAAAUCCAUAUUUUUAAUCCAAACCUUUUUGAACUCCAGAACCAUAUAUUCAGUUGCAUCCCAUGUGUGCAUAUUCUGUAGCAGUGGUUCUCGAAGUUUACCUGAGGACAGGAUCCCUAGGAGGCUCCUCAAAACUCUUUCAUGAGAUCCAUGAGGUCAAAUCAAUUUUCAUAAUAACAGGAAGACUUUAUUUGCCUGUUUCACUUUUAUUAUGAGUAUAUACUGGAGUUUUCCAGAGGUGACACAGUGUGGGAUACCACAACAAAUUGGAUGCAGGCACAUAUGUGAUAAUCCACCUGCCUUCUGUUAAGCCAGAUGUUAGAGAGACUUACAGAAAUGUUAAGCAGUGCCAUGCUUCUCACUAAUUUUGUUAUGGAAAAUAGAAUAAUUUUUUUUAAAUGUAUCUAUGUUCGUAUGUAAUAAAUUUAUUUUUAACUCACUUAAAAUAUUUGUUUAAACUUUUAUUAUGGUAAAUGUAUAUACAACACACACAAACGAAACCUUUUGGAGUUCUCAGUGUUUCAGAGUAUAAAGGACCUUGAGACCAAAACAUUCGAGAUGUGAGUCAGCAGAGGCAGUGUGGUUAAGUGCCUUGCCCAUGGUCAUAUAGCUAGUAAGUUGCAGAGCUGAGAUUUGAAUCCAUCCAGUCUUUUGAACCUAUACUUCUUGUCCUGGGACAGUUUAGGUAAGAUUAAUAUUACAUGUUUCUUGAGGAUACACACCCAUCCACACACGCCCCCUGUAAAGUUAUCUGAGCCUGGUGCAUGUUAUGUUAUGUUAUGUUAUGUUAUGUUAUGUUAUGUUAUGUUAUGUUAUGUUUUAUGUUAUGUUAUGUUAUGUUAUUCAGGAGUUGGGGCCUUACCAUGUUGCCCAUGCCUGACUUGAACUUUUUGGCUCAAGCGAUCCUCCUGCCUCAGGACUACAGACGUCUGCUGCUGUGCCUGGCUUUUUUGUUUUUUGUAUUCCUGGUGUGUUUUGGAGGGAUAAAUCUUGGGAGACCCUUUCACAGUUUCUGCUGUUAUACUAUAGGACCUUCUAUUCCUCUGUGAGCCUAUUCUGGUAAAUUAUAUUUGAUAAAGCAGAGUUUGGAAAACUACAGUCUGCAAGUGAAAUCUGGCCCACUGCCUGUUUUUGCAUAUGCAGUGUUAUGAAAUAUAGUCACAUCCAUUUGUUUGCAUUUACCUGUUGUCUAUGACUGCUCUGGUGCUACACUGGCAGAGUUGAGUAGUUGUCACAGAUUCUGUGGUCUGCAAAGCCCAAAAUAUUUACUUUCUCAUCUUUACAGAAAGAACUUGCCAACCCCUGUUGUAUAACAUAGUUCAAUUUAGUUGGGUUUUGUUUUACUGGGAUAGAUUGUACAUAGUAUUUUCUUGUCUUUUGGUAAUCUCCACGUUUGAAUUUGUGUCUUUUUCAUUCCCAGUGCUAUUUAUAUCUCUUGUUUUUUAUUCCCAUUGUUUGGGAUGACCAAAAUUUAGCCUGACUUAUUGGUAACAGUGUUAUGUUGGUGCUCCAUCUUUUAUACUGUGCUCUCCAAUAAUUUAAAUGCAAUUAGAUUUAGAGAUACAUGUUUCUUUUUCUUUUUCUUUUUUCUUUUUUUGAAACAAGGUCUUGUUGUUGCAAGACUUUGGGAGGCAGACAGAGGUUGCAGUGAGCCAAGAUCCAAGAUCGCGCCAUUGCACUCCAGCCUGGGAAACAAGUGCAAAACCCUGCCUAAAAAAAAAAACACUAUUAAAGGCCAUGUGCAGUGGCUCCCAGCACUUCGGGAGGCCAAGGCAGGAGGAUCACCUGAGAUCAGGAGUUCGAGACAGCCUGGCCAAUGGCAAAACCCCAUCUCUACUAAAAAUAGAAAAAUUAGCCGGGGCUGGUGGCACACACCUGUAAUCCCAGCUUCUCCUCAGACUGAGGCAUGAGAAUCACUUGAACCAGGGAGGUGGAGGUUGCAGUAAGCCAAGACUGCACCACAGCACUCCAGCCUGAGCGAGACUCUUGUCUCCAAAAACAAGUAUAUACUAGUGAAAAAGAAAAAGUAUGGUAGUAUUCAUCAGGGAAAUUAUCUGAUCCUGAUGGACACUUUCAUAAAUUUGUCUUAUUUCUUCUAUGUAAACUAGUUAAUCUAUUUAGAUUUCCUGCCUCUUCUAUGGUCAGUGUUAAAUUACUCCCUCCUCCAGCUUUUCAAACUAUUUAUAGAUUUGAAGAUAAAUAUAUUAAUUGCCGAAGGUUAUUUUUUUCCAUUUUCAUUUUUUUAAUAAAGUUUUAACUAUUCUUUUUCAUAGAAGCAUGCCUUGGAUUAUAUAGAUUUACUUUAAAAGUCAUUGAUCUCUCUUUUAUAUUUACUAAUUCCGUCUUUCUAUUCCCUUUAGUGUGUGCGGGUGUUUUCCCCCUUCUUGAGUUGGAUUAUUAUGUUCUUGUUGGAAAUAAGGCUAUGAAUUUUUUUUUGUGCACUGGUUUAGCUGGAUCUUAAAAUGUAUUGUAUGCAGUGUUUCCAGUAUUAAUUUCUUGGUAACCCUGUAAUUUAGUGUUUAUUUCUUCUUCAUCUUGAAAUGUACUUUUUUCUUCUUUUUCUUUUCUGUUUUUAGCUGCAAAAUUUGUGUUACGCAGUUGAAAUUUAUUUAAGGCAGAUUUUUAUUUGCUAGUUUUAUCAUUUUAGUGACAUUGCAUUGUAAUCCAGAAAUAUCCACUGUAUUAUUUCUAGCCUUUGCAAUUUUUUGAUGUUUUCUUUGCUGCUGUAUGGCAUGUAUGUGCGUGUGUGUGUGCACACGUGUACAUGCAUGCAUGCAUGUUAACCUAUGAUUGUUUCAUGGGUAUUUGUCAAAAAGAUGUUACCUGUUUUCAAGAUACAUGGUUUUGCUGUUUUCCGGUUUUCUCUGUCUCCAUUUAUUUUGCAUGUUUUGGUAUUAUGAGGCUUGGCAUAUGAAAGUGCUUAAUUGCUCAAUCUUUUUAGUUUUUUUUUAUUAUGAAUAUGAAAUUUGUCUUAUCCUUUAUAAUGCUUUUCUCUUUGAAUUUUAUUUUGUCUGAUAUCAAUAUUGUUUUCAUUUUAAUUUUCUUAGCCUUUCUUGGUUGUAUAUCUUCCUCUCUAUUUUUUUUUUAACCUUGCUGCACUGUUUUGUUUUAGGAGUGCUUUUUGCAAAGUAUAUUGUUUUUCCUUUCUUAGUUUAAGAGGCUUUAUCUUUUAACAAGUGAACUUAACCCAUUCACAUUUAUUGUGACACAGAUAAUUGGGGGCUUCUAUUUAGCAUCCUAGUUUGCAUUAACCAGAACUUUGAAAUUUUUUAAAAUUCCAUUUUCCGUGUCCGUUGAAUAGAUGAAGUUAUCUAAUUUUCCUUUUUCCCCCCUUCCAGUGGUUUGGGUGGUUAUGAACAUAAUUAACUUAAAAUUUUUAACUACACAUAAACCAUGCCAGUAUUAGUCAGUAUUGGUAUUUGUUACCUAGCAACCCCCACCUACGUUCACUGUUUACUCCUUCUGCACUCAUUACUUCUAUGUCUUAUUUUGUAUCUAAGAUUGUACUUCAGAUUAGCUUCAUGUAAUAAUCAGUAGUUACAUUGUCUUGAUGUCUUUACUGGUUUUAAUGACGCUUUCUGGCCCCGGAAAUAAAUACCUAUCUCAGCUUUGUAUUCCACAUGGUACUUUACUGAUCAGAAGUACAGCAGUUACUUGAGUUCAUGCCUUCAUAUAGAUCAUUCACAGUUUUUGUAUAUAGGUUUUCUUCUGGUUCUUUGAUAAAUAAAAAGCAUCUUCCUGCUCCUUUCUCACAGACUUUGUUUGGACCUAAAAUUGUCACAAUUUUUUUUUUAAUGUUUAGAUUUUUAAAGUAAUGAAGUGGCAACAAACCUGUAUUACAGCAGCAGGUAGCUGCCACCUUAAGUUGAUGUUCAAUUGCCAGAUGCCACACUAAGUCCAGUACUAAGCAUGUAAAAGCUGAGUAAGCAUUUUUAUGUUCCUCAUAAUGUUACAUAUACAGUUGUCCCUUGGUAUCUGUGAUGCAUUGGUUCCAGGACCCCCAACAGAUACCAGAAUUCAUGGAUGUUCAAGUCCCUUAUAUAAAAUGGUGUAGUAUUUGCAUAUAACCUAGACACAUUCUUCUAUAUACUUUAAAUCAUCUCUAGAUUACUUACAAUACCAAAUAUAAUGUAAAUGCUGUGUAAAUAAUUGCAUUGGUUUUUAUUUGUAUUUUUUUUUUUGGUUUGUUUGUUUGCUUAGUAUUUUUGAUCCAUGGUUGGUUGAAUCUGUGGGUGGGGCACACAUGGAUGUGGAGGGCUGCCUGUACUUUAUCUUCCUUAGGUUUCAGAGGUACUUUAGAAUAUUCUAGUGCCAUAUUGUCUUCAUGAAGUGUUUUUGAUAGCCAGUGUCUGCUUAUUACUGCAUGAGGUACACGAAGGAAUAUACGUUAUUGUUAACAUAUUAGAAGCAUUAUAUUGUCUGGGAGACAAAAUUUUCACCCAUAAUUAGGCCUAGAAAGCACUUUGCCCCAAUUAUCAGUAAGAGACUCAUCAGUGAGCAUCAAGAAUGGAAAGGAUUAUAAACAGUAGAUGGAAUAUUUGUAAUUAUUCACUGUAAUUCUUCCUGAACUACAAUUUGUAUUACUUUAGAAAAAUGGAAGUCACAUUGAAAAAAAAUAAGAGGCCGAGAUCAUAUAUUAUAUUAAAAAAGUAUAAAUGGCAUAGACUAAAUUUACCAGAUGUUCAGAGAAGAAAGAAAAUGGGGAGAUCAGUUUGUUAGGUGAAGGGAGGCUAGAGCUGAGAGUGUGGAAGAGGAAGUUGGUGGCUAUUGUAAACUCAGGUGACCAAGGCUUUAAUGACAUUGUCAUAUAUAUUGUAGGCAUUUGAUAAAGAUUUCUUUUGGACACAGUAAUAACUUCACUUCUGUUUACUGAGUGGUUACAACACACUGGGCACUUGACCAAGACUGUUCCUACUUUAUGGAGGAGAAAGACACAGAGUGCCAGAACAGAUAAAGCCCAGUGUAAGCCAGCCUCAGCCUGCCAACUCUAAUAACGGCACUUCCACAGCAACCAGCACUAAUAAUAAUGCCAAGCGAGCUACAGCCAACAAUCAGCAGCCACAGCAGCAGCAGCAACAGCAGCAGCCGCAGCAGCCGCAGCAGCAGCAGCCACAGCAGCAGCCACAGCCGCAGCCGCAGCAGCCACAGCAGCCACAGGCCUUGCCUCGGUAUCCUCGUGAAGUACCUCCACGAUUUCGCCACCAGGAACACAAACAGCUUCUAAAGAGGGGUCAGCAUUUUCCUGUUAUAGCAGCAAACCUUGGAUCUGCUGUUAAGGUGUUAAACAGCCAGUCAGAAAGCAGUGCUUUAACAAAUCAACAGCCACAAAAUAACGGAGAGGUGGAGAACAGCAAAAACCAGUCAGAUAUAAACCACAGUACUUCAGGAUCCCAUUAUGAAAAUUCCCAGCGGGGACCUGUGUCUUCUACAAGUGAUUCUAGCACAAACUGUAAGAAUGCUGUAGUAAGUGACUUGUCGGAAAAAGAAGCAUGGCCCUCAGCCCCUGGCAGUGAUCCGGAGUUGGCUUCAGAAUGUAUGGAUGCUGAUUCUGCCUCCAGUUCUGAAUCAGAGAGAAACAUCACUAUCAUGGCUUCAGGGAACACAGGUGGUGAAAAAGAUGGCCUUCGGAAUAGCACUGGACUUGGUUCCCAAAACAAGUUUGUAGUUGGUAGCAGCAGCAAUAAUGUGGGCCAUGGAAGUAGUACUGGGCCAUGGGGUUUUUCCCAUGGAGCCAUAAUAAGCACAUGUCAGGUCUCUGUGGAUGCUCCUGAAAGCAAAUCUGAAAGUAGCAACAAUAGAAUGAAUGCUUGGGGCACUGUAAGUUCUUCAUCAAAUGGAGGGUUAAAUCCAAGCACUUUGAAUUCAGCUAGCAACCAUGGUGCCUGGCCAGUAUUAGACAACAAUGGACUUGCCCUAAAAGGGCCUGUAGGGAGUGGUAGUUCUGGCAUUAAUAUUCAGUGCAGUACUAUAGGCCAGAUGCCUAACAAUCAGAGUAUUAACUCUAAAGUGAGUGGUGGUUCUACCCAUGGUACCUGGGGAAGCCUUCAGGAAACUUGUGAAUCUGAAGUAAGUGGUACACAGAAGGUUUCAUUCAGUGGUCAACCUCAAAAUAUUACCACUGAAAUGACUGGACCAAAUAACACUACUAACUUUAUGACCUCUAGUUUACCAAACUCCGGUUCAGUGCAGAAUAAUGAGCUGCCUGGUAGUAACACAGGGGCCUGGCGUGUGAGCACAAUGAAUCAUCCUCAGAUGCAGGCUCCAUCAGGUAUGAAUGGCACUUCCCUUUCUCACCUUAGCAAUGGAGAGUCAAAAAGUGGAGGCUCUUAUGGUACUACAUGGGGUGCCUAUGGUUCUAAUUACUCUGGAGACAAAUGUUCAGGCCCUAAUGGCCAAGCUAAUGGUGACACUGUGAAUGCAACUCUAAUGCAGCCUGGCGUAAAUGGUCCUAUGGGCACUAACUUUCAAGUUAACACAAACAAAGGAGGUGGUGUGUGGGAAUCUGGUGCAGCAAACUCCCAGAGUACAUCAUGGGGAAGCGGAAAUGGCGCAAAUUCUGGAGGAAGUCGAAGAGGAUGGGGAACCCCUGCACAAAACACUGGCACUAAUUUACCCAGCGUUGAGUGGAACAAACUGCCUAGCAAUCAGCAUUCCAAUGACAGUGCAAAUGGCAAUGGUAAGACGUUUACAAAUGGAUGGAAAUCUACUGAGGAAGAGGAUCAGGGUUCUGCCACAUCUCAGACAAAUGAGCAAAGCAGUGUGUGGGCCAAAACAGGAGGUACAGUGGAGAGCGAUGGUAGUACAGAAAGCACUGGACGCCUUGAGGAAAAAGGAACUGGGGAAAGUCAGAGUAGAGACAGAAGAAAAAUUGAUCAGCACACAUUACUCCAAAGCAUUGUAAACAGAACUGACUUAGAUCCACGUGUCCUGUCCAACUCUGGUUGGGGACAGACUCCUAUUAAGCAGAAUACUGCCUGGGAUACAGAAACGUCACCUAGAGGGGAACGAAAGACUGACAAUGGGACAGAGGCCUGGGGAAGCUCUGCAACACAGACUUUUAACUCAGGGGCAUGUAUAGAUAAGACUAGCCCUAAUGGUAAUGAUACCUCAUCUGUAUCAGGGUGGGGCGAUCCCAAACCUGCUCUGAGGUGGGGAGAUUCCAAAGGCUCAAACUGCCAGGGGGGGUGGGAAGAUGAUUCUGCUGCUACAGGAAUGGUCAAGAGCAAUCAGUGGGGGAAUUGCAAAGAGGAGAAGGCUGCAUGGAAUGACUCGCAAAAGAAUAAACAGGGAUGGGGUGAUGGACAAAAAUCAAGCCAAGGGUGGUCUGUUUCUGCCAGUGAUAACUGGGGAGAAACUUCAAGGAGUAACCAUUGGGGUGAGGCCAAUAAGAAAUCCAGCUCAGGAGGUAGUGACAGUGACAGGUCCGUUUCCGGUUGGAACGAACUUGGUAAAACUAGUUCUUUCACUUGGGGAAACAACAUAAAUCCAAAUAAUUCAUCAGGAUGGGAUGAAUCUUCUAAACCUACUCCUUCCCAGGGAUGGGGAGACCCUCCAAAGUCUAAUCAGUCUCUAGGUUGGGGAGAUUCGUCAAAGCCAGUCAGCUCUCCAGACUGGAACAAGCAACAAGACAUUGUUGGAUCUUGGGGAAUCCCACCAGCUACAGGCAAACCUCCUGGUACAGGCUGGCUGGGGGGACCUAUACCAGCCCCAGCAAAAGAAGAAGAACCCACAGGCUGGGAGGAACCAUCCCCAGAAUCUAUACGUCGCAAAAUGGAGAUUGAUGAUGGAACUUCAGCUUGGGGAGAUCCAAGCAAAUACAACUACAAAAAUGUGAACAUGUGGAACAAAAACGUCCCAAAUGGCAACAGCCGUUCAGACCAGCAAGCACAGGUACAUCAGCUGCUAACGCCGGCAAGUGCCAUCUCAAACAAAGAGGCAAGCAGUGGCUCUGGCUGGGGUGAGCCCUGGGGGGAGCCUUCUACUCCAGCCACAACUGUGGAUAAUGGUACUUCAGCAUGGGGUAAGCCCAUAGACAGUGGUCCCAGCUGGGGGGAACCCAUUGCUGCGGCAUCCAGCACAUCCACGUGGGGCUCCAGCUCUGUUGGUCCACAAGCAUUAAGCAAAUCUGGGCCAAAAUCUAUGCAAGAUGGCUGGUGUGGUGAUGAUAUGCCAUUGCCUGGAAAUCGCCCCACUGGCUGGGAAGAGGAAGAGGAUGUGGAGAUUGGAAUGUGGAAUAGUAAUUCAUCUCAAGAGCUUAACUCAUCUUUAAAUUGGCCACCAUAUACAAAGAAAAUGUCAUCGAAGGGUCUGAGUGGCAAAAAAAGGAGAAGGGAAAGGGGAAUGAUGAAAGGUGGAAACAAACAAGAAGAAGCGUGGAUAAAUCCAUUUGUUAAACAGUUUUCAAAUAUCAGUUUUUCGAGAGACUCACCAGAGGAAAAUGUACAAAGCAAUAAGGUGGACCUUUCUGGAGGAAUGUUACAAGACAAACGAAUGGAGAUAGAUAAACAUAGCCUAAAUAUUGGUGAUUACAAUCGAACGGUCGGGAAAGGCCCUGGUUCUCGGCCUCAGAUUUCCAAAGAGUCUUCCAUGGAGCGCAAUCCUUAUUUUGAUAAGGAUGGCAUUGUAGCAGAUGAAUCCCAAAACAUGCAGUUUAUGUCCAGUCAAAGCAUGAAGCUUCCCCCUUCAAAUAGUGCACUACCUAACCAGGCCCUUGGCUCCAUAGCAGGGCUGGGUAUGCAAAACUUGAAUUCUGUUAGACAGAAUGGCAAUCCCAGUAUGUUUGGUGUUGGAAACACAGCAGCACAACCCCGGGGCAUGCAGCAGCCUCCAGCACAACCUCUUAGUUCAUCUCAGCCUAAUCUCCGUGCUCAAGUGCCUCCUCCAUUACUCUCCCCUCAGGUUCCAGUUUCAUUGCUGAAGUAUGCACCAAACAACGGUGGCCUGAAUCCACUCUUUGGCCCUCAACAGGUAGCCAUGCUGAACCAGCUAUCCCAGCUAAACCAGCUUUCUCAGAUCUCCCAGUUACAGCGAUUGUUAGCGCAGCAGCAAAGGGCGCAGAGUCAGAGAAGCGUGCCUUCUGGGAACCGGCCGCAGCAAGACCAGCAGGGUCGACCUCUUAGCGUGCAGCAGCAAAUGAUGCAACAAUCUCGUCAACUUGAUCCAAACCUGUUGGUGAAGCAGCAGACUCCACCAUCUCAGCAGCAGCCACUCCAUCAGCCAGCCAUGAAGUCUUUCCUUGACAAUGUCAUGCCCCACACUACACCUGAGCUGCAAAAAGGGCCAUCACCAAUAAAUGCUUUCAGCAACUUCCCUAUAGGCUUGAACUCAAACUUGAAUGUAAAUAUGGAUAUGAACAGUAUUAAAGAGCCACAGUCAAGACUAAGGAAGUGGACGACAGUGGACAGCAUUUCUGUGAACACAUCUUUGGAUCAAAACUCCAGCAAACAUGGUGCUAUUUCAAGUGGUUUCAGGCUGGAAGAGUCUCCAUUUGUUCCCUAUGACUUUAUGAACAGCAGUACUUCACCAGCCAGUCCUCCAGGUUCAAUAGGAGAUGGCUGGCCACGUGCCAAAUCGCCUAACGGCUCUAGCAGUGUUAAUUGGCCACCAGAAUUUCGUCCUGGUGAGCCAUGGAAAGGUUAUCCAAACAUUGACCCUGAAACUGACCCUUACGUCACUCCUGGCAGUGUCAUAAACAAUCUUUCAAUUAAUACUGUGCGGGAAGUUGACCACCUCAGGGACAGGAACAGUGGGUCAUCCUCAUCCUUGAACACCACGCUGCCUUCAACUAGUGCCUGGUCAUCCAUUCGUGCCUCCAACUACAACGUUCCCCUCAGCAGUACAGCACAAAGCACUUCAGCCAGAAAUAGUGAUUCCAAAUUGACAUGGUCUCCUGGUUCAGUUACAAACACCUCUCUGGCUCAUGAGCUGUGGAAGGUCCCUUUGCCACCUAAAAACAUCACUGCUCCGUCCCGCCCACCUCCGGGACUGACUGGUCAGAAGCCACCCUUGUCUACGUGGGAUAAUUCUCCCCUUCGUAUAGGUGGAGGAUGGGGAAAUUCUGACGCCAGAUAUACCCCAGGUUCCAGCUGGGGUGAGAGCAGCUCAGGGAGAAUAACAAAUUGGCUUGUUCUAAAAAACCUUACACCUCAGAUCGAUGGCUCAACUCUGCGCACUCUGUGCAUGCAGCACGGCCCGCUGAUCACAUUCCACCUGAACCUCCCUCACGGAAAUGCUCUGGUCCGCUACAGUUCAAAAGAAGAGGUAGUGAAGGCACAAAAGUCUCUGCACAUGUGUGUACUGGGGAACACUACUAUUCUUGCUGAGUUUGCCAGUGAAGAGGAGAUCAGUCGUUUCUUUGCACAAAGCCAGUCUCUGACCCCUUCUCCCGGCUGGCAGUCUCUCGGGUCCAGCCAGAGCCGGCUGGGCUCCCUCGACUGUUCCCACUCAUUCUCCAGCCGGACCGAUCUCAAUCACUGGAAUGGUGCUGGGCUGUCGGGAACUAACUGUGGAGACCUUCACGGCACUUCACUCUGGGGGACCCCGCAUUAUUCCACAAGCCUGUGGGGUCCCCCAAGCAGCAGCGACCCCCGAGGAAUUAGCAGCCCAUCUCCCAUUAACGCUUUUCUUUCUGUUGACCACCUGGGUGGGGGUGGAGAGUCCAUGUAACAGUGUAGAUGCAGACUCACCGACCGGGACCUCAGACGCGAGGGAAAGGAGCACUAAGUGGGGCUCGCCGCCUGCAGCCAGGGGCCGCCUGUGGGAACAGCUAUUCUCUGCACAUUUUCCACUUUGUUUUCCCCAAAACAUAUCAGUUUGAAUACUUGAAUCAUGCAGGCCAAUAUUAUAAUGUGAAAAGGUAUCUACUCUAUUUACACUCCCAAAUAGCGCCAUACAUGCUAAACCGUAGAGAAUGAGCUCGCUUGUGUCUAUUCAUCAUGUUUAGCCUUUGGAUUCUUUUUUUUUUUUUCCUUCUAUUCCUCCCGCCCCCCCCCCCCCCCACCCCUUUUUUUCUCUCUUGCAAAACCAUUUUUUGGGCUGAUAACGUAUGAGCUUUUCCCUUUGCACUGAAUGAUGUUCUCUCCGUCUCAUCGGCAGUAUGGGGGGCAGCUGUCCCAGUGUCAAUGUUUACUCAAGGGUGUUCUUAGGAGGCGUGCGCUCUCUACUAUGCCUUGAUGUUGCCUACCUUAUUGUGGUAUCGUGGAGUUUAAAAGAUCAAGUUAGGAUACUGACUUAGGAUUAUUAAUGAAAGUGUUGCACCAGUUUUUUCAUGUUGUAAAACUAAAGAAUUUCGCUCUGCAGUUUGAAAAACUGUGGCCACAGCUGUGACUUGCAGCCCACCUGCCACCCAGGACGGGCCCUGCACUUUGAAUAGGCUUUCCAUUUUGUUUUGGAGGUUCUCACUUUGAACCUUCUUGUUUACAGAUUUUUUUGUUUGUUUUUUGAGAAAAAAAAUGUUUACUCUUCCAUCAUUUAAAAAAAAUGUAAAAGACAAAAAAAAAAUGGAGGAUGAUUUAAAAGAUGCUUUCUAUCUCUGGGAAAAAGGAGCAGCAUUUGGCCAUGUUCUUUUGUUUUUCUAUUCCUGUCCCAAAUCAAAGAGCAUGGUUCUCAGGAAAACCAGUUCCCCAGUUUAAAAAAAAAAAAAAAAAAAAAAUUCCUUGUAGUUUCUUAUAGGAAAAAAAGAAAAACCCCAACUUUUAGCACUGAUACUACAUAUUGCUCUGUUAAAGAAUUUUCUCUGCCAAAAAAAAAGAAAAAACAAAAAAACGCUUAAAGCUGGAGUUUGACAUUCUGCUUUCAGAUGCUGUCUUUUUAUUAGUGAGUGAUGAUGGUUUGCUAAUAAUCAAUAGGUAAUAAUUUUUUGUAAUCCCAUCAAGUGGCUCCAUAUGUUUCUGCUCUCUCGUGACUGUGUUAAUGUUUAACUGUUGUACCUUAAAGCCGAAAUCAGUAACUAUGCAUACUGUAACCAAGGUAUUGGGCUUACAGAGUUGUUUGUUGUAUAAAGAAAAUUUUAAAUGUUGUUGCAAACUAACGAGUUACACCAUUUUAAACUUUCUUUCCUCCCCCCUUUUUUUGCCCACAAAUGGUAUUAUAAUGCUUGCUUAGUCAAAGAAGAGAGACUAAACAAGGGUAAAAAUUUUAACAGUACAGAAUUUGCCAUCAUAUCAUUGCCUUGAUUCUAACUGUUUGUGUCCUAAGAUGCAAAAGAAGUCAGUGGCUUUUAACUGUUUACAAAUAGAAUGUGAUUGUAAAAUGUACAGUUUGGUUGUGUUUGAAUUAUGAAAUUUCUUCAGAUAUAAUAAACCAUGACUUUUUGGCUGCUCAACAUUAAUUGUCUCCUUUUUGUGAAUUUAUUUGUAGGCUCUUUUUUAUAAUGAAAGUUUCAAAGUUGCUAUGUAUGAGGGUUCUCAUAGAGCAACCGAUUAAAAAUUUAAGCAAAUAUUUGAACAUUUUAUCUGAACUCAUCACAAUUUCACCCUGAAAUAAUGUGAGAACAAUGGGAAACUGUAGCUUGCUCCUUCCCACCCUCUCUGAGCAUCUUUGGGAUCUUGUUGCUCAAAACUCUUCUGUGACUUCAUCUUCCCCACCAUUUGUGCCCAUCUCAAGCCUCAGCAAGAAACCAUGUGGAACAUGAAGCUUAAUGACUUGACAGUGUACUAGUGUUAAACUCUCAUACCUCUGUUACAAAGCGAGAAACGCCACACCCGGACUGGCCUUUUCUUCCCCCUUCACGGCCCUCGCUUCUCCCUGCAGGAGCUCGGGGGCGAAACCUGUGUAUGGAUUUCAGUGUAUGACUUCAGAUCAUGCUCCAACUUGCCAGGUGUAAGCUAAUGUUGUCGGACACCUUACUAUAAGCAAAUGUUAUUCAGUGCGUUCAAUGUAUAUUGACUUCCAUACUGGUUUUUCCAAAAACCAAAGGUAGCUUUGAAAAACCAUGUCUGGAAAUGUUUGGAGCGUUAAGCUGAUUGACCUUCUGACCUUGGGGCUUUGAGUAGUAUAUAAUUCAUAACUGCGUUAAUUGUAUUGUUAAAGUGUUUGGGAGUUUUUUGCGCUUGUUAUGUGGAAAUAAAGUGUUUGAUUUAAAAUUU
Messenger RNA from Gorilla gorilla gorilla (western lowland gorilla), 16928 nucleotides. It is a transcript of the gene TNRC6A, whose product is annotated as trinucleotide repeat containing adaptor 6A. Gene Ontology annotation, cellular component: nucleoplasm; P-body. The transcript has 22 exons. Gene Ontology annotation, biological process: positive regulation of nuclear-transcribed mRNA poly(A) tail shortening; miRNA-mediated post-transcriptional gene silencing. The record is from RefSeq and is a predicted model, not a curated record. Gene Ontology annotation, molecular function: nucleic acid binding. Bases 9379 to 14508 code for a protein of 1709 amino acids. NCBI's taxonomy places the organism in Eukaryota, Metazoa, Chordata, Mammalia, Primates, Hominidae.